AUGGAGACCAUUCCUGAGGUCGAGGUCGCGGCUGGCGACGGUGACGAGCAGGAAGAUGAGCCUGAGGUGCCCAUUGUGCGGAAGAGGAGAGCUUCGGAGGCUGCCCAAGAUCCAGAUUUGGACCGAGCUCAAUCAGGGGCAGCAGUCGGCCCCUCUAGCCAAGGCGAGGAGAUGGUAGAGAGGGGAGGACCUGACAUCCGAUCGAUGUUCCCAAGAGGGAAACCAAUCGAGGGUUCCCUCGUCAAGAGGCUUCGACCUUCUUCUAAGAAAACGCCGCCCCCGGUUGCAACCACCUCUCAAUCCUCGGCUAAGGGGAAAAGCUCGGGCCCAGGAGCUGCACCUGCUGCCGGACCUACCGCAACAUUUCCUCGCCCUCCUCCCCCUCCUCCUCCUGCCCGGGAGCUAGUAGCACCGGUUGGUCCCCUAGCUCCGGCUGGUCCCCCAACUCCGGUGGUGCCUGCUGCCACAACCCGUAUCACCGUCAACCCUCAGGAUCUGGAGCUGAUUCCAGACACUUUCCGGGGGACCGUCUACGAGAUGGCGAACUACUCGGUGGUCUUGGCCCUCCACCGCAACAUCUCUCGGGCUAGGUCCAGGAAUGAGGAGAUUAAGGCCGAGCUGACCACGGCCCAAGCUGCUCUCACCGCAUUAGAGCAGAACGAGCAGAUUAUCAGGGCUGCCUUGGCGGUGGCCCAAGCGAGUGAGGGGGAAGCGAAGUCUGCCCUCACUACAGCCCAAGCAGCCGAGCAGGAAGCGAAAGCUGCCCUUGCCGUAGCUCAGGAAGGUGAGCAGGAGGCGAGAGCUACUUCGACAGCUCUUCAGUUCGAGCUUGAGGGGGCCAAGGAAAAGCUGUUGGAAGCCGAGGCGGCCGUCUGGGAGGAGAAGGAAGUGUCGGCAUUCUCCAUGGAGAGUAUGCUAUAUCAUUGCUGGGCCUUCAACCAGGAAGACAACUUCUCAUUCAUGGCCCCCGAUGCAUGGGGACACUACCUGGAGAAGUUCAAGGCUCGGCUAUAG
Messenger RNA from Humulus lupulus (European hop), 1014 nucleotides. RefSeq lists its product as uncharacterized. The transcript has 3 exons. Bases 1 to 1014 code for a protein of 337 amino acids. The record is from RefSeq and is a predicted model, not a curated record. Lineage: Eukaryota; Viridiplantae; Streptophyta; Magnoliopsida; Rosales; Cannabaceae.